Episyrphus balteatus (marmalade hoverfly) is the source of this 1300-nucleotide messenger RNA. Its product is annotated as lipase 3-like. NCBI's taxonomy places the organism in Eukaryota, Metazoa, Arthropoda, Insecta, Diptera, Syrphidae. Gene Ontology annotation, biological process: lipid metabolic process. The transcript is spliced from 3 exons. Gene Ontology annotation, molecular function: hydrolase activity, acting on ester bonds. Bases 122 to 1300 code for a protein of 392 amino acids. The record is from RefSeq and is a predicted model, not a curated record.
ACAUAAUUACUGCGACAAAAAAAGAUACCCUGCAUUAUAAUUUUUGGCACGUAUUAGCAGAUGAAGUAACCUAUAAAAAGGUUUCACAAAAUGUGAUAUUUUUAGUUGUUCUUGAAGAUUCAUGAUGGAUCUUCUUUGGAUUUUGUUGACGACCCUAAGCUUAAGUCACCUGGUUAAGAGCGAACUUUUAACUCCUCAAACUAACUCAUCUGUGACAACGGUAACAUUAUUGGAAAAAUAUGGCUAUCCUGUCGAAACCCAUGAAGUUACAACUGAAGAUGGAUACAUUUUAGUAAUUCAUCGAAUCCCAAAUCCUGGUAGUGCAAUUGCCUUUAUUGUGACCGGUCUUUCAGCUUCUUCUAGCGAUGCAGUAAUUUUAGGAGAUAAUUCUUUGGGUGAAAUUCUGUUCAAUGCUGGUUUUGAUGUUUGGAUUGGUAAUUCCCGUGGGAAUGACUACUCCAAUAGAAAUAUCAAUUUUAGUAAUCAAUCUCCUCAAUUUUGGAACUUUUCUUUCAACGAAAUUGGGGUUUAUGAUUUCCCAGCUAUGAUCAAUUAUAUAAGUGAUAACACAGGGAUACAACAAGUUAGAUUCUUUGGACAUUCACAAGGAACUACGGCUUAUUUAGUUUUGACAUCUUUGAUGCCGGAGUGGAAUGAUCGUUUCAUAGCAGCCCAUUUGUUGGCUCCAGUUGCUUUUAUGAGCCAUUUGACAAAUAAAUUCAUCAACUUGAUAAGUCCAGUGGCUGGACAACCAAAUGCACUAAAAGAGCUAAUUGGAAGCAUGAAACUCAAGCCUAGCAAGGAGACAUUGUUGGUUCUUAGUACCUUACUGUGCCCCCCUUCAAGACCUGAUCGUAUUCUAUGUGAAAAUUCGCUCUUCCUUACAACUGGAUUCAAUGAAGAUACUGUCGAUAAUGACUUCAUACCAGACAUCAUGGCAACAACUCCAUCAUCAGCAUCUACAAAUCAAUACCUUCAUUAUGUACAAGAGUUUAAUUCUGGAUAUUUCCGAAAAUACGACUACGGGCCUCGAAAUUUGCUCGAAUAUGGAAGUUUAACUCCUCCCAGUUAUGAUUUGAAUAAUGUCAAAGGUCCUAUUUUUAUGUACUUUGGCGAAGCCGAUGAAUUUGUUGCUAGGACUGAUUUAGAUAUUUUAAUCGAGAAACUUCCUAAUUCAACUGUGGCUGGAGUGUACGUUGUUCCGGUAGCAAAUUUUGAUCAUUUAGCAUUCUUGUAUACUAAAAAUAUUCGCGAAAAAGUUUAUAACAAGGUUAUGGAAGAUGUUGCUUCAACUCAAUAA